AUUUAUUUAGUGAGUUUAUAUAAUUUUAAUUCUCUUUGGCAACAGUUGUACUGUUGCCACCCCAUCAAGCACCAACCCCUAUGCCCUACUCUCUCUCUCAAAGCUUCUUAUUCCCUCUUUUUAAGUAAUCCUUCCCACUCAUACUGCAUCCCCUCUCUCUCUCUCUCUCUCUCUGAAGAUACCAACUUCUUCUUUCCUCUUCUUCCAAUGGCUGCUACAGAAGCGAAGGCAGAAGCUAAAGAGGCACCUAAAGAAGUAGUAGAAGAAACUUUAGCACCUCUCAGAGGCAAGACAUGGGUCUUGAAAGUCUCCAUCCACUGUGAAGGCUGCAAAAGAAAAGUCAAAAGGGUUCUACUUGACAUUGAAGGUGUCUACAAGGUAGAUGUUGAUUUGAGGCAACAAAAAGCCGUCGUAAUAGGGAAUGUAGAGGCAGAGACUUUGAUUAAGAGACUGUUAAAGACGGGGAAACAUGCAGAGCUUUGGCCUGAAAAGGCUGACUCAAAAGAGAAAAAGCGCAGCAAAGGAAAGAACAAAGAGAAGCAAAUCGAACAAGAAAGCUCUGAAGAAAGCAACCAUGGCGAUGACAAGGAAAAAGAGACGGCGAAAGUUCAAGUCCAAGACUCUGCUAAAAAUGGUGAAGGUGGCAGCCACUGUAAUGUUGUCAGUGAAGGUGGUAAAACCGGUGGACAAGCGAAGGAGCCGAAGCCUGAGGUGAAGCAAAAUGUAACCGUAGCGGCCGGUAGUCAGUCACCGGUGCCUGAGCAGAAGGGUGCUGGCGACGGUGAGAAUGGGAAUGAGAAAAGUGGUGGGGGUGGUGGUGGUGGUGGUGGGAGUGGCAGUGGAGGUAAAAAGAAGAAAAAGAAAGGCCAAAAGGCGACCGUCACUAUUGACGAGGCUGGACAUCCUGGCGAUGCACCGCCACCUGGCAGUGGAUCACCGAAUCAUGGGCAUGGGCACGGGCACGGGUACGCGCACGAUCAUCAAGGCCCAUUAAUGACUGAAAUUCCAGCUGCGGGCAAUCACAGCCAUACACCUCAGCACGUGUACCAUCAUCAAUACCCACCACAAUACCAACCACAUUACGAUGCACCGCCAGUGUAUGCAACGAGCUACAGCAGAGCACACCCCGUUAGUAGCCACGUCACACACUAUUCGUCGCCACCACCGUAUUCACACACGUACGUGCAGCACCCGGUUCACGACCCCGAGCUGGAGCAUCCACCGUCGGAAUAUUAUUACGACCCGCACCCAUCCGCUUCUUCGUUCGAGCUAUUCAGUGAUGAAAAUCCAAAUGGGUGCUCCAUCAUGUGAGCAAAUGGAGCGACCACAUUGGAGAUUUUGGGUAUAGGCAAAGCUUAUACUGCUCGUAUAAGCCAAUGGGGAGAUAAUUUUCGUGACGUGAUGUAUGUAGAUAUGAAAAGACAUAAAUGGGGCUUGCUCUACUGCUCUAGUGGGUUUUUGGUGGGGUAUUUGUGGUAAUUUAGUACUACUGUUUACUGUUGAGUUUGGUUUAAAAGUUGCUGUCUGCUUA
Corylus avellana is the source of this 1531-nucleotide messenger RNA. RefSeq names its product Heavy metal transport/detoxification superfamily protein. Lineage: Eukaryota; Viridiplantae; Streptophyta; Magnoliopsida; Fagales; Betulaceae. The record is from RefSeq and is a predicted model, not a curated record. Gene Ontology annotation, molecular function: metal ion binding.